CUCCCGAACGGGACAGCCAGUCGGCAGUGAACGCCGCACCUGAACGGUGUGCAGUAUUUUUCCUCGUCGUCUCGCUCGUUUAAUUUUUCCAUUUUUAACUUUUUUUUGCUGCGAAAUCUUUCAUUUUCUGUUGGAAAAAGGAAGAAGUUCUAACGACUGAAUCAGGCGUGACUAUUGUCUUAUUCUCUUCACACACAUUUAUUACCUGUCGACACGAUUCGUUUCCGUUUUCGCCGCUUCGAUUGUUGCUAUUUUUAAUCGUUUCCCAGCAAUGAAUCAUGUGUGCUGUGCUUCGACGACCCCCCAGCUGUCACGAAAGGCCAAUUGACUCACCAUCAUUUUUUUAAAAGAAAAGAAAAAAGGACAGAGAUUUCCAAAACUAAAAGUAAAAAAAACUGUUACCCAAUCAUCUCCUCGCCUUACCUUCUCCUCCCUCCAAAUUAAGAAUCAGGGUUGUUUCAUUAGCAAUUCAACAUUUAAAAAUUCAAACAACUGGUUUAUUGUUGUUCUUUUUCUUUUCUUUUUUUUUUUAACGUUGGGAUUUGAAUUUUCUGUUGAUUUCCUCCGGCGAAUUACGAGAAGAGUCGGAAUAGAAUGUUGUUCGGGUCAAUUUGAAAGACUACGGCAACGCCGCGUCGAAUUCCUAAUGAGCUGCUGUUGAUGGAAGGGGUCGAAGCAAAGCAGGCCCAAAGGCUCUAAAGCAGAAUGCAUUGAAAUUCCUCAACCCAGCGGAUUGGUGUGGUGUUUUUUUUUUUUUUGUUUGUGUGUGUGUUUUCAAGAAGAAUUAUCUCUGUGGGAAGUUUUUUCAUUUAUUCGAAAGGAAAAUGUCAAAAUAAGACCAUGACUGCACCAAGUUACUGUGGAGAUGAUGGCACAAUUUGGCACUAACCGGACAGGAAGAAAAAUAGAAUCGAAAAAGUCGUAAAGUCAAGUGUAUUUCGUGUGAGGGCGGCGUGCAGGGCGUCCCAUCUGGGCACGUCUAAUUCUUUUUGAACUAAACGAAACGAUACAUCGAUUAUCAACGACACAAACAACCACAAUGUCCAAAGCUGAUUGCAGAAAGUUUGCUCCCAAUGUUUUCAACAAGAAUAAGUGUGCCAGCUGUUUCAAAGCCAAAGAGGAACACAGCGAUGAAGCUUUGGAGAACAAUCGGGCUAGCCGAAAAGUAGCCAAAUGCGGUUACCUGUUUGCCGCACCCGACUGGGAUUUCUCUAACCCCAUCAACCGGACUAAGCGAUGGCAGCGAAGGUGGUUCGUCCUUUACGACGAUGGGGAAUUGACCUAUUCCGUCGACGAGCACCCGGAGACGGUGCCGCAGGCCAUCAUCGACAUGAAUCGUGUUGUGGAAGUGUCGGAGGCGGAGGAAGUGACGGGCCACCCGUUCAGCUUGGCUUUGACGGCCGCCGAUCGUGUCCACUUUCUCAAGGGGACAUCGCGUGAAGAAUCCAAGUGGUGGUUCGACAUCCUCUCCAUGUUCCCCAGGACCAAUAUGAAGACCGGCCGUCAUAAAAGGAAUGCCACCUUCCCCGGAAGUAAAGCCACAACGAUUAUUUCGACGCAACAACAACAGCAACACCAACAGUCGACGGCACCCAAUUCACCUUGUUUAAGUAAAGGUGUUUCGAUCCAGCCGUUCCAGACGCCGCCCAUGUCCCGACCGCGUUUCCACAGUCACACGGAAUCGCUGGUGCGAAGUGGCGCACAGCAGCAACAGCAACAACAACUCGGCGGUCUCGGACUGCAGAACUUCAACUUAUUGCCGGUCAAGGACACCAACGGCCGGAACGGGAGUAGCGGCAAUAAGAAAAUUGCUAUCGACGAAGACGACAUUAUUCCCGUCAAGGAAGCGCCUCUCAGUGUUUCUCCGGCCGUCGUCGCCGCUUCUCCGUGUCCCCCGCCAGCCGCCAAAACUGCCGCCGAAAAGGAUAUUGUUAUCAUCGAUAAAGACUUAAUCGACGAUAAAAUCAAAACGAGACGUGUCAAUCGGCGCGAAAUACGAGGAGCCCGAAGUGCGCGUUGCAAUUCGGAGAUUUUGAGCAGCCUUAUUAUCCCGCCCGGCAACAAUAACAUGAAUAACGGUAACAACAGCAGCGCCAACAACACGGCUGGCAAAGGUUACGCCCUGGUUCUGCCCAGCUCGACCUUGACGGCGCCCAUAGGCAGCAAGAACAAUGCCGGAUUGAGCAGCAGCACGUCCGACAGGCCACGAUCAGCUUUAUUGCCGCCCGUCCCGCCGACUACCGUCGCCGCCAGCCCAGCAGCACCGCGCUCGCCCGUCAUCAACAACCCAGCCAACCCACACAGCCCGUUCUACCUGUACAUGGCCGACGUCCCGCGCAACAGACAUUACGAGAGUCUGGAGAGUUUGCAACACGCUUUCACUAACAUGAAUAGUCCGUCAAGAGCGAGGCACAGCAGCUCGAAGGACAUGCCGGACUCGGCAGGGUCCCAUAAAACGGAGCCGGUAACGCCCGUUAUGGCUGGCAAGGAUCGACCCAUGAGCAUGCACGAACUGGGUUCCGCCCCUGCUGACCGUUUACGCGGACUCUCCUCCUUACAUGAAACGUCCUUAGCUCGGCCAACUAGCGAACGUCAAACUUCUAAAGCAAGUCGUCAACUCGAAACGAUCAAUCCGCCCGGAGAAACGGUACGAGGAGAUCCAGAUGGAUGCGGACUAGACCCCGUGACGUCAUUCUGUUCGCCAUUACCUGACCGCCGUUCCACGUUGACAUUGACCUCCCCAUUGUUGGACGACAGUCUCAGAAAGGGCUGGCUCCUUCGCCUUUCUUACGGGGGAGAAUGGAAGAAGUAUUGGUUCGUUUUGAGGUAUAGUUUGUUAUCGCUGUACCGCGAUCAUUCGGCCGAGGAUGCUGGAUUGGCUGACGAUACGAUCGAUAUGGCUCAAAUAGCCAGCGUGGAGGAAACCGAUUCUGGCCGCAGUUAUGGCUUUCAAAUGGCGGCUGUAGAUGGUAAAAGGCAUUCGCUGGCGGCUCUGACCUCGGGCAUCCGCUCUCAAUGGAUUCAAGCGCUUCGCAACGCCUGUAAUCAACAAGGGAAAAUGGCGCAUUUGCCGACGAAAUUAGUUUCGUCGGCCAGCGCCGCGGCUCUCAAGGCCGUCAAGGAGAACGUCGAUCCGGCGGGAAUCGGCCGAAGAGAAGUGGACAGUGAAUCACUGGAAUCGUAUGACGGUUCGACCACCGACGCAGACGAAGAAGACGAUAACGAACUGGACGAUGGUGACGUCAUUGUCCAUCAGUCAGAAGACGAGGAAGACGGGAAUCUACCUGGAUCGGAACCCAUUCCGUCGCUUCCGCCCUCACCUCCGUUGAAUCGCACUGCAAUGUCGAAGGUGAAAGAGCGGGACCGAUCAAGAUCCAGCUCGAGAUCUCGAUCGCGGCAUCGUUCCGCCUCGCCGUCUUCAGUCAGAACCAAUAGCCCACCAGCUACAGCGCUAGUGUAUUCCGUUCCACCCACUUCAGUCAGCGAAUCGAACGACGGCCAUCUCCAGGCGCGACUCGAUGCGGCCAAGUGUGAAAUUACGCGCUUGCUCAACGAACGCCGUGAACAGGAGAGGGAGGCCCAGCAGCAGCUGGUCACGCUCAACGCUAGGCUGGCCGAGAAGGAGCAACAAAUGAGCCGCUUGGCCGGCAUCCUCGAAGCCACCAAAGCCGAAAGCCAGCGGCAAUUAAUAGAUAUUCAGAAUCUAUUGGAUAAGAAGGAAGCGGAACUAAGUUCGUUGAGGAAUGAGACGGCCAACGAUCGGACCGAGAACGCCGAGUUGCGUGAUAGUUUGAAACGCGAACGUUCCGAAGUUUAUAAAUUGCGGGACGUUGCGCAGGAGCUGCGCUCUCUGCUGGACAGCCGCAACGACACGCUCAAUCAGCUCCAGAGCAAGACGAACGAAGUUGAGGUGCUCAACCGUCGGCUGAAAGCGACGCAAGACACUCUGCAUCAGACGCAGGAGCGGCUCCAGCGCGGCAUCGAUGAGAACGAAGGACUUUUCGCCCGGCUAAGACAGAUGGAGGAAAACAGCGGGAACGUGUGCGGUAGCGCUGGCGGAGCCGAGGGCACUGGAUCGUCUUCCUUGAGACGGAGUCGAAGUUCCACCGGUUCUAUGCCGCUCCCCCUCCAGCUGUGCAAUCGAAACCUGCUGGGAGGGAGCAGCAAGAAGAGUUUGCCCCGGCUGGACUCGCUCAGCGACCUGAGCAACAUCGACUACGAUCUCGACCUGGAGGCUUUAGAUCGAGAGAGCCUCGUGGACGAGUACGUCGAGUUGCGGGCCCGUUUCGAGCGUUCCCUAGUUGAAAUCCGGGCCCUGAAGCGCGAACUGCGACAGACGCAGUCGGCGAUGGACGGCUUCGAAGUGGCCCAUAUGGCUCUGAAACAGCAAUGGCAGGCCAAAGAAGGAGACUACACAUCACAGCUGAGUCUAAUGGCCGCCCGAGUACAGGAUCUGACGGCCAAAAUGGCAGCGGCCGACAAACAGGUCCGCCAGCUCAAGAUCAAAGUGGCCAAAUCAGAGAGUCGUGAAAAGAGGAGGACGCAAUCGCUCAAGGGCCGUGAAUCGUUUCAACUUUCUAAAGAAGUCGAGGAUAAAUUGGUCGAUUUGGAACAUAAAAUGGCCGCUCUAGGCACUGGAACGUCAUCGUCUUCAGCCGAAAAGGAUACGCCACCGUCGCGCGCUCGUAAAGGAUUCGAAGAGCCGACUAAAUCGUUCCGUAUGCGGCGCAAGUCGCUCGAGGGCGGCGCCAUUGCUGGUGGCGACUCGGUCAAGAUCCUCUUGCGAGUAGAUCAGCUGGAACAGCAAGUGGCCGGCCGUCAAAGCAGCAGCAAGAAGACGUCGUCCAUAGAGCGUAAGAACUCGCUGCCCGGCAGGUCACCUCAAGGGAAGCCACCGCGUUCCAGUCCCUUAAAAGCGGCUAGCGGAACCGCGUCGACAGGUCUGUCUGUCAAACAAUCCGCCAUGCCUGACGGGCCGAUCACUCGUCCGUCCAAAAUUGUCCAAGAUCUGGAACAGUGCGUUGUCGAGAUGGAACUAAUGUUCGACAGUAACAAGGUGGACGGUCACAGCCUCAUUGGCAAAAUUCGCGCCAUCCAGCAAGAAUUGCUCAAUCCUGACGGAGUCAGAGUAGCCGUGUCUUCUUCGGAUGGAGCUUGUCAAGUGGAAAAGAUCCAGGACCUCCUCAGAGUGCGGCUGUCGGAGCUCAAAGUCAAACGAGACCAGGUCCGCAGCCUGGGCAAACUUGACUCGGCCGCCGUCAGCCAAAUUGCCGCCGAGAAACUGGCGCUGGAACUGUCGAUUGCCGAACAGCUCUCGAUGGUGACGGCCGCCAAACUGCCCGAAGAGAGGGAAAUGCUCCGCGAUGCCAACUGGACCAUCCACAAACUCGGCUGGCUCAAACGCAAAUUGAGCGGCGAAAAAUCCGCUCCGGCGCUGGACCAAUCGACCAGCUUCGGAACGUAUUGCGCCGCUUUGGCUGAACGCCUGUCCGCUAUCGCCGCCAUUUCCAGCACUUCCCGUUCUCAUCAGGGAGCCGAGGGUGGAGUCGAUAUGGCCGCCAAUCAUUCGAUGCUACCGACUCGGGUGGCCCAACAUUUGGCCGAAGAGGAGCGCGAUUUGUCCAUCCUAUUUUCCAAAUACAAAGAGGAGAAAUUGCAGGAACUUGCCCGUCUGCUGGCUCACGAAACCCUUCGCAUGGGUGACGGACCGAGUGCCGACAAUCAGCUCGUCGAAGAAGUCAAGGUGCGAGAAGCUUGGCUGGAAGCUCAAGAAGUUGCCAACAAGGAACUGGUAGACAGCGAAGUCCGUCAAGCGAUGACACGUAUGGCUGAAGUCUUUGCCGAAGACGUGGCGGACGAGGAGCGAUUAGCAUCCGCUCUACUCCUUUGGCCGGCCCAGCAACUGCAGUACGAACAGCGCUGUCAAGUCGUGGAGGAAGUUCUCCGAUCGGAGAUGGAGGAAGCCGUUUUGCUGUUGAGCAACGCCUACGAGCGCAGUUUGCAGCAGAUGAAGGCCCAGACGACCAUCCUGCAUCCGCCUGAAGGCGAUCUAGAGGCCGCCCUCAGCGAGUUCGCUGAAGUAGUGGCCCAUAAAGCCCUGAUAGACGGGCACAUCGCCGUGCUACAAGGCGAGACGCCAUCGCAACCGCUAGCGACAUCCACCGGAUCGGAUUCGAGCAUCGUGCAAAAUGUUAGCAUCAUCCAGGAGACGGAGGCCAUCGUCAGCUCGCUGAGCAGCACGGAUUUCUUCCCGGCCUCGCUGAAUUGCGGCGAAGUGGCCGCCAUACUGCACCGCAACCUAGCGGAGCCUCGCAGCAAGCCGGAAGAGUCCAUGUCAGGCAAUGGCAACAAAUCGUCUGCCAUCAACGAGGAAAUGAUUCGACAGAAAUACCAGGCCGAAAUUGAACAAUUGCGCGCCCUGACGGAAAAGGGCAUGUCGGCCAUGGAGGGAUCUCACAAACGUAUUAUCGCUCAGAUGGAAGAAAAACACCAACAAGACCUGAAUCGGCUUCAGGUUGAAAAAGAACGGGCUCUGGCGGAAGAGACACAGGCCACUUUGGCCGCUUUAGAUGCGAUGCGCAAGGCCCACCAAGCCGAAGUGCAGCGUGAAAUCGCCCGUUUCAAAGAAGAGUUCCUCAGCCAAAUGGCGGCACGUCAGGCACCCGCCGAGCGCGAAAUGACACCCAACCGGGAACAGGAGAUGGAGGAAAUCCGUCGGCAGAUCCUGUCGCUCAGCGAGAAAUAUUCGCACAAGUGCCUCGAGUCGGCCGCUCUGGAGCAGAAAGUCUCGUCACUCAGCCAACAGGUGGCCGUCUCCCAGCGGCAGAUCCUCGAUUUGGACUCGCGCAAUCAGCAACUCCGCUCCUUCUUGGAUACGGGAACGGGCGUCGACCAUCAGCCGGACGCCAGCCCGGCCGAAGUGCUGCGAGCCAAGGAGAGCCAGUUGCUCAUGUUACAGGAAGAUGUGGCCGAACUUCAGUUCUGCCUACGAGAGUCGCAGUCUCGCGAAGAGGAGCUGGCUGCCAUGGCCCGAAACAUGGGCCAGUACCUGCGAACGGAACGAACGUUGCAGUCGGAUGAAGUGGCCGCACUUCGGCACCGAUUAGAAGAUUUGCUCCUGCUCAGCGGACCUUCCAGCGGAGGUAGCGGGGGCAAUAGCGCCUGCAACAGCAUCCUGGGUCGGAAGAACAGUUCCAGCGACGACAAGAGCAGUCCGUCACGCGAAUCUCCGCCGCGCGAAUCUAUCCGCUUUCACUACGUCCGCUCCAAGGACUUGACCCGCUCACCCAGCUGCCCCCGAUUGUCGGGUUUUUUAUCCCUGGCUCCGAGACUGACGGCCCGGCCAGUGCUCUCCGCAAAGGAUCCUUCACAGGCCCUCAACGGAUCGAGCACGACCACCCACUAACCUUGGCAGUCACGCCUGCCUUGCCACGUCAAAGCCUCUCGCAGGAUUUGACUUACAAGGUGACUGUCAAACUCGGCCGGCCGGCAGUUUCGGAGAUCAGUUGCUUCAGCGUCGUGGACAAGGGAAUGCUAACCUAUUCGCUGCCACUAACAACCAACAUGUCGCAAUACUACCACUCGUUCAGCUUUGUCGAUAGACGUCCAGCACCUACACCUUCCUUACCUGCCCGUAAGCGGAGUGUCGAUGCAACUCCUCCGUCCACUCGUCCUACCCC
Daphnia carinata is the source of this 7679-nucleotide messenger RNA. It is a transcript of the gene osp, whose product is annotated as protein outspread-like. Gene Ontology annotation, molecular function: actin filament binding. Gene Ontology annotation, biological process: actin filament organization. Bases 1040 to 7405 code for a protein of 2121 amino acids. The transcript is spliced from 16 exons. Lineage: Eukaryota; Metazoa; Arthropoda; Branchiopoda; Diplostraca; Daphniidae. The record is from RefSeq and is a predicted model, not a curated record. Gene Ontology annotation, cellular component: actin cytoskeleton.